CCAUAGAAUACAGUACUGGCCUGAUCCGAUCCCGGACAACAUGUCAAUAUAGAUUUACAACAAAAAACCUUCAUUUUGGCUUGGUCAUGUAAGGGGAUAUAUCCAAGACGGGUUAAUCUUUACUUUUUUAUUUGGCAGGAACUCUUCUCUUACCGUAUUUGGAUAUUCAAAUAAAAAUUGAUAAAAAAUGAUAUCAAACAUGCAAACUGUGAAAUGCCAAGUUCAGAAUUCUGAAAAAGCAGCCUGUGGCUUAACAAGAAUGUCAGAAAGAUGUCCUAACCUGUAUCUGACUCUGGAUAUCAAGUUAAAUGUAAUGAGACUGUCAUGUGUUUAUUUAGAUUUUGUAAAUAUUUCCUGUUUACCCUUAGGAAUGAGUAAACAAAUACCUUUACUUAAAGUGUUGUCAUUAAGUGGAAACAAGCUAACCUACAUUCCUGAUGACUUUGGUGAUUUUGAAAAUUUAGUUGAACUUUGUUUAAGCAGAAACAAUAUCCAAAUGUUACCAGAAACACUUUCAAAGUUAAAAAAACUAGAAAUGUUGAAAGUAAAUGCCAAUGUACUGACAAAGCUUUACAGUGAAAUUGGUCAGAAUGUAAAUUUAAUUAUUCUGAAAGUUGAUGCCAAUAAGUUGAAAAGACUUCCAGCUACCCUAGGCCUUUUAAAAAAUCUCUGUGUGCUAGAGGCUCAAAAUAACAAAAUAAAUAACAUACCCCCUACUAUUAAAUUCUUAAUACAUCUUCUUAAAGUGAAUUUUAGCUGUAAUCAUCUGGUUGAUGUACCCCAAACGUUCGGUGAACUAAAAUAUUUAAAACACAUAGAUUUAUCCUAUAACAGGCUUAGUUCCUUAUGUGAAAUAUUUAACUCCAGUUCAACAUUAGAGUAUUUGUGUUUGGAUUUUAAUAGAUUUUCAACUUGUCCAGAGUGGUUUAACUACCUUCAAAAUUUAUCAAUAUUGUCAAUGACUCACAAUAAGUUGAGGAAUGCUGCUUUGCCUAAUGGGUUUGGUUUAUUGAAUGCAAAGUUAAAUACUUUAGACUUAAGAGGAAAUUUCAUAACUCAUCUUCCUGAUACAGUAGGCAAAUUACAUUGCCUUAAAAAAUUAUACCUCGGAUUAGGAACAUCCACUGUUAACACUGUAAGGAUUGCUUGUAUUUUUGGAAACUGGCUUGAAAAGUUACCAGAUAGUUUUAUUUCUCUCACUUCCCUCACUGUUUUACAUAUAAACCAGAACCAGCUAAAAGAAAUUCCAUCAGAAUUUGGAAAACUCAUCAAUUUGAUUGACUUACAUCUUGACUCAAAUAUGCUUGUCAAAUUACCAAAGUCUUUUCCACAACUUGCUUCUUUGAAAAGAUGUCAUCUUUCAAGCAACAGAAUUUCAAUUUUGCCACCAGAUUUUGGUUUAUUAGUUACACUCACUGAAUUGUAUCUAAAUUCAAAUAAGAAUAAAUUUGAUGUAGUAUACUCAACAUGCAUUACUCUGAAGGCAAUGUGCUACGAUGAGUUUGUUUCUUUUCAAAAGGAGAGAUUAGAUGAAAAUGCUAUUUAUGAUAAAGAAAUUUUUUUUGAAAGAAACGAUACACAGACUUCAUGUUUAAAUUAUAAUACAGAUGAAGACUGGGAUAAAGAAAUUUCUAUUUCAUGUAUUAAAAAAAGUACGAUUUUGAAAACAGAAGACUUUCCGAAGCAAUUUUUGUAUGCUCAUGAUAACAACGUUGAUGGACAGUUUGAAUCAGAUAUUGAAUAAAUGCCUUAAAAAUGAUUUUAGUAUUAGUUAAAAGUGACAAAUAAUGGGUAUUUUAAAUUGUGUACCAAAACAUUUUUCUUUGAAAAACAUUUGUAUUUGCUAAUAAUUUUUUGGUUUGAAUAAAGUUCUUAUUGUGGA
Molecule: messenger RNA, 1882 nt
Organism: Physella acuta
Lineage: Eukaryota; Metazoa; Mollusca; Gastropoda; Physidae
Product: leucine-rich repeat-containing protein 7
Cellular component (GO): cytoplasm
Molecular function (GO): protein binding
Source: RefSeq, a predicted model, not a curated record